Molecule: messenger RNA, 246 nt
Organism: Paramecium primaurelia
Lineage: Eukaryota; Ciliophora; Oligohymenophorea; Peniculida; Parameciidae
Source: the annotation of a GenBank genome assembly
AUGAAUAUUAAACUUCAUAAUCACCUUUGCUAAUAAUUUAUUGAUUUUACUCAAUAUAAUUUGGAAAGUUCUAACAGGAAAGCUGAAAAAUAUUAAAUCUAAGAAUAAACUUUUUUCGAUAGAAAUCCUGUAUUUUAACAAUUAAAAUAAAGAUAAAUGAUGGAAUUUUAAAUCAUCUCUGUAAGCAAGACAUUUUUCUAUUCAAUAACAAAAAUUUCGUAUAAAAACUAUAAAGACUUUGUAUGA